AUGUCGAACUCGCAUCUAGCUGAUCAUCCUAGAGGCCAUACUUAUCGCGGCAUUGGUGCGUCGGGCAACGCUCAUGUUCAUCUCGGCGAUCAGAUGAACAUCAAUGCUAGACGUCCUGAAGAGAUCAUUCUGGCGAGCUUACGCUUCAGGGGCAUGGAGCACUAUCGCCGUCGACCACUAGAGACCUAUCCCGGAACCUACCGAUGGAUGUUGGACGACUCGACCAGCAAUGAUACCUAUGAUCCGUGCGCUAAGCAGAAGUUUGGAUUUGAGAAUGCCGCACGCUGGCAGCAUGGCAACAACUUCAGGAAAUGGCUUACAUCAAGCGACGGCACAUUCUGGAUCACUGGCAAGCCCGGGGCGGGGAAAUCGUGCUUGAUGAAAUAUCUCUUCGAGCACCAGCGCACGAAAGAGCUGCUGCAGACAUGGGCCGGUGAGAAUGUCGUUCUCGCUGGGUUCCUCUUCUAG
Molecule: messenger RNA, 468 nt
Organism: Fulvia fulva
Lineage: Eukaryota; Fungi; Ascomycota; Dothideomycetes; Mycosphaerellales; Mycosphaerellaceae
Exons: 2
Coding region: 1-468 (155 amino acids)
Source: RefSeq, a predicted model, not a curated record